Paralichthys olivaceus (Japanese flounder) is the source of this 930-nucleotide messenger RNA. The record is from RefSeq and is a predicted model, not a curated record. NCBI's taxonomy places the organism in Eukaryota, Metazoa, Chordata, Actinopteri, Pleuronectiformes, Paralichthyidae.
GCCAAUCCCUGAGUUUCAGGAGCUCUCCGUGUUUUCCAGGCUGCCUCUGUCUCGUCCCACUCACACUCUCUGUCAGAGCGCGGCGUUGACAGCCACUGGCCACUGAUCAGCCCAGUUUGUCGGGGUCUGUGUCUCCAUGCAACACUGCUGAGAAAGAAGCUCUGACUCUCGCUUUUUUUGCUUUGAGUGCAAGGCAAGCAGCCCGUCCACGGCAUCGAAAGCACACCAAGUGAAAAAAGCCUUUUUAAGUACAUUUUUAUUCCAGACUCAACAGUGUCCCUCAGCUCCCUGCAACUAUGUCUGGAGAGGACGCACCUGCCCAGCAGCAAAACGCCGUGGACCAGAAGCAGGAGACCAAACCAGCGGAGGAGCCCAAACCCGAGCCGCCCAAAACGGAGUCCGCUCCCGACGGCGCAGCCGAGGCAGCGGCUACCCCAGCGGCCGCCACCGAGAAGGUCCCCGAGGAGGAGGCGUUCAGCUACCGCGCUCUGGUGCUCACCGGCUACGGAGGCUAUGAUAAAGUCAAGCUGCAGGUGAAGAAGGGGAAGCCGGCUCUCAAGGCUGGAGAGGUGCUGGUGCGGGUCAAGGCAUGCGGGCUCAACUUCGCCGACUUGAUGGCCAGGCAGGGGCUCUACGACCGGCUGCCGUCCCCGCCGGUCACCCCAGGGAUGGAGUGCUCCGGGGUGGUGGAGGCUGUAGGAGAAGAAGUGACAGACAGAAAAGUCGGCGACAAGGUGAUGGUGCUGAACCGCUUCGGCCUCUGGCAGGAGGUGGCAGCCGUGCCGGCGAGCCACACCUUCCUCAUCCCAGAGGGCAUGAGCUUCGAGGAGGCAGCAGCUCUUCCUGUCAACUUCAUCACCGCCUACAUGAUGCUGUUUGACUUCGGCAACCUCCGGCCCAACCAGAGCGUCCUCAUCCAUGCUGCUGCAG